CAGGAGCAGCUCUUAGUGCCAAUUUCUGGGAGCAUGGGUCCGGUUCGAUCACUUUCCGUCUGUCUGCUCGUUCUCCUGGUGACCUUGGGGGUCCAGAGCUCCCGUCUCCCGGCGGAGGUCGGCUCCCUCCCGUACACCAUCUCCGUUCGCCGGAACGGCCAGCACAUCUGCGUCGGCGCCCUCUACAACGCCAAGUGGGCCUUCACUGCCGCCCACUGCGUCAGCCUAAGCGGUGGACUACAAAGCUAUCCCCCUCGAUCGUACACCGUCCGCUGCGGCAGCAUCCAGCGCCUGGCGGGUGGCCAGCUGGUGCCUCUUUCUCAGAUCAUAAUCCACAAGGACUACUCCAGCUCGGGCUCCUCGGGAGCCAACGACCUGGCCCUUCUGCAGCUGCAGACCCCCGUUACCCUGAACGCGAACACACAGCCCAUUGCCCUGGCCCAGGAACGGGCUCCGGCUGGCUCUCAGGUGACCUUCUCAGGGUGGGGCUCCUCCGUCAUCGAUGGCUCCCCCAGCCACGCACUCCAGGUGGCCACCCGGGUGAGCUUGAGCCAGGAGGAGUGCUACAAGGAGCUCUACUUGGAGCAGGAGGAUCUGCUCUGCCUCUCGCCCAGCUCGGACGACACUGACUUCUCCGGCUUGUGCUCCGGUGAUGCCGGAGCUCCGGCUGUCUACAACAACCAGUUGGUGGGCAUUGCAUCCUUCUUUGCCGGAGGCUGUGGUUCCGGCCAGCCCGAUGGUUAUGUAGACAUAACCCAGCACCUGGAGUGGAUUUCUGAAAAUACUGCUUAAAAAAUAUUUCAAAUACUCGCCCUGAAAAUGGAUGAACUAGGAAACAUUAAUAUUUAUAAAAGGAUUGUUCAAAACCAAACAAAAUAAAAUGACGAAAGAUACAUUUCUUGAAAA
Drosophila bipectinata is the source of this 906-nucleotide messenger RNA. The record is from RefSeq and is a predicted model, not a curated record. Lineage: Eukaryota; Metazoa; Arthropoda; Insecta; Diptera; Drosophilidae.